Ramularia collo-cygni is the source of this 1866-nucleotide messenger RNA. Its product is annotated as related to 5^ nucleotidase. Gene Ontology annotation, molecular function: hydrolase activity. Lineage: Eukaryota; Fungi; Ascomycota; Dothideomycetes; Mycosphaerellales; Mycosphaerellaceae. The transcript has a single exon. Bases 1 to 1866 code for a protein of 621 amino acids. The record is from RefSeq and is a predicted model, not a curated record. Gene Ontology annotation, cellular component: cytosol. Gene Ontology annotation, biological process: nucleotide catabolic process.
AUGUCGUUUCUACGGAUCCCGCUCCUGCUGGCCCUCCUUCACACCGCCUUUGCCUCACAACCCUCAGCUCCAUCUCCCAUCGCGGCGCCUCUGCGGGAGCUUCCCUGGGGCCAGCUCAACUUCCUCCACACAACCGACACCCACGGCUGGCACGGCGGCCACCUCCAAGAAGCACAGUACAGUGCUGAUUGGGGCAAUUACAUCUCUUUUGCCCACCAUCUCCACAAGCGAGCCGACGACGAGGGUAGCGAUCUGCUCCUCAUAGACACGGGAGAUCGCGUCGAAGGGAAUGGCUUAUAUGAUGCCUCCGAUCCAAAGGGAAAAUACUCGCUGGAUAUCGUGAACAAACAGUCCAUUGAUGUCAUCACUGUUGGGAACCAUGAGCUGUAUAAGAGGAACACCAGCGUGAGAGAGUUUGAUUCCGUGGUGCCGGAUUUCAAGGACUCGUACAUUGCUAGCAACUUGGAUAUAUUGCACCCCAAAACCGGAGAGAGAGUGCCUUUGGCGACGAGAUAUCGCAAGUUUACGACUAAGAAUCAGGGCAUUCGGAUCGUGGCUUUUGGGUUUCUGUUCAAUUUUCGAGGCAAUGCGAACAACACAAUCGUACAGCCGGUGCAGGAGACUGUCAAGGAACAGUGGUUUAAAGACGCUAUUCAGGAUAAGAAGGUGGACCUCUUCCUAGUAGCGGGACAUGUUCCGGUAAGAGAUAGUCCGGAGUUUGAGGCGGUAUACAAGGCCAUUCGCGGUGAAAACUGGGAUACGCCUAUUGCUUUCUUCGGAGGCCAUACACAUAUUCGAGACUACAGAAAGUUCGACAAAAGUGCAUUCGGAGUGGAGGCUGGACGGUAUAUGGAGACGCUCGGCUUCAUGUCCCUCUCUGGACUGAAUGCUGGUAAGAAGGAUGCCGUUAUCCCGGAAUCGUCGCCAAAGUUUGAGAGGAGAUAUAUCGACAACAAUCUCUUUUCGCUGCAUCAUCAUUCGGGCACCAACGGCUCGACUUUCGACACGGAACUGGGACGAAACGUCUCAGAGGCCAUUUCCAGUGCGAGGAAAGCGCUCAAGCUCGAUCAUGCAUUUGGUUGUGCCCCUCACGACUAUUGGCUCAAUCGAGCGCCAUAUCCUUCAAAUGACAGUCUGAUCAGCUUGAUCGAGGAGAAGGUCCUCCCAAGCUCGUUCAAUGGUAGCAAGACCCCUGGCAUUGUCAUCACCAAUACGGGAGCUCUCCGCUUUGAUGUCUUCAAAGGACCUUUCACAAUCGACUCUACGUUCCUCAUCUCGCCCUUCACGAGCGGUUUCCGAAGCUUCAAGGAUGUUCCGUACAAAGCUGCGACUCAGAUCUUGGACAUCUUGAACAACCAGGGACCAAUUCUUCUUUCCGACUUGGUAGCGCUCACAGGUGCCGAUGAGAAGUCACUGGCGGAUCUCUCACCACCAUUCGUUCCUAUGGGUGUCCAAAGUCGUUUACACGCCGAGCAACAACAAAGAUUCGCCUUCGACGACCUGAGCAAUGGCAACCAACAGACCGUCCUUGGCAGCAGCGAUGGAAGCAAAUCUCCUCAAGUGCCCGGAUACACUACCAACGAUGAUGCAGGCAGCGACGGCGACGACACCAUCCACCAGCCGAUCAGAUUCUACGAUGUUCCCAGCUGUAUUGGAGCUGAAAUCGCCUCCACUGCAACGGUUGGCACUCCGGAAAAGGUCGAUGUCAUCUACAAUGCGUUUCUAGAGGACUGGAUCGUUCUGGCUUUGAGAUAUCUUGGUGAGAAGCGGGACAAGUCAGAAGCCACCGAUGCACUUGGUGGGAAGACUUUGWCCGAUAUUUUGAGCGAUUGGGUUCAUGCCAACUGGGCUUGUGAGAAGAAGUAG